UCUCUUAUAUAAAUAUUCUUUUAUAUAUCCUUAUAUAUAUAUAUAUAUUAAAAUUUUCUAUAAUAUAUACACAUGAUCAUCAUCAUCAUCUUCUAGCUUGGCUCUAUAUACUAAUUGUUCUUGUUUUUUCUUCUCCUUGAGCUUUCUUUGUCUUCUUCUUCUUCUUCUUCUUCGUUAUAUAUAUAUAAUUACAAGCCAAACAGUGGUACUGUACCACACCUGAAGUAGUCGCAGUUGCAGUAAUAGUAUUAUUAUUAAUAAGUACCAGAGUACCCUACAAUGGAGUCCAUGGAGUCCAGUAGUGUCCCACCCGGAUUCAGGUUCCAUCCCACUGAUGAAGAGCUCGUUGGGUAUUAUCUCAGGAAGAAGGUCGCUUCCCAGAAGAUCGAUCUUGAUGUUAUCAGAGAUAUUGAUCUUUACAGAAUCGAACCAUGGGAUCUACAAGAGAGAUGUCGGAUCGGGUAUGAAGAGCAAAACGAGUGGUACUUCUUUAGCCACAAGGAUAAGAAGUAUCCAACUGGAACAAGAACUAAUAGAGCUACCAUGGCCGGGUUUUGGAAAGCAACAGGAAGAGACAAAGCGGUUUAUGAUAAGGCAAGGCUCAUUGGAAUGAGGAAAACCCUUGUUUUCUAUAAAGGAAGAGCCCCAAAUGGACAGAAAACUGACUGGAUUAUGCAUGAAUACAGACUUGAAUCCGACGAGAAUGGUCCUCCACAGGAAGAAGGGUGGGUGGUGUGCAGAGCAUUCAAGAAACGGUCAACUAGCACUGGUCAAACCAAAACCAUAGAAGGGUGGGAACCAGGUUACUUGUACGACGAACCAAGCGCCGGAGUGAGCUCAGUGGCCGAACAAAUCGAUUAUAUCUCAAGGCACAACAACAAUCCUCAUCGCCACAACUUCUUGUCACCACCACAGAGCUUCAUGUGUAAACAAGAGUUAGAAGCCGAUAGCUUAUUAAGCUUCAAUAAUCUUCUGCAAAACAAUAGCACUAAUAAUAACAAUAAUCCAGCUGAUCAUCUUCUUCUUCAUCAUCAUCAUCAUCAUCAAUUUGUUCAACAACUUCCUCAGCUUGAGAGCCCCUCUCUCCCCCUGAAGAGGCCCAGUUCGGUUUCUGCUUUGGUAUCAGAAGUAGUCAACGAAGAAGAAGACCAAAGUAUUAGUCAUAUUGCCAAGAAAGCAGUGACUACGACUGAUUGGAGAGCACUGGACAAGUUUGUGGCUUCGCAGUUGAGUCAAGAUGAUCAAGAACACGGCGAUCAUCGUAACAGUAAUCAGUCGUCGUCGUCAAUCUUUGGAGGUAGUCAUGUUCAAGACCCAGAAACGACGGCGUUUAUGUUGUUGGCGCAGAGUAGCGUAGAUGAAGGGAACAGGUUGAACGCGUUCUUGAACUCGAGCUCGGCUGACUGUGACUUUGGGAUAUGCGUAUUUGAGAAAUGAAGGAAUUUGUUAAGAUCAAAGUGAUGACUACUGAUGAUGAGAUAUAUUGGAUAAGGGAUAUCGAGCUCGAUCGAUCGAGAGAAGAUGAGGGGCUUUAGUAUUGCUACGUAUACGUAUAUAUACGUAUAUAUACGUAUACUGUAGUUUGUUAUGAGGAGUUGAUAUUUAUGGAUAUAUAUAUAUCAACAUAUAUUUUUCGUAAAAAUAUGGUUAUAUUGUGAAUGAGUGAAAGAACUCAGCUCUCUCUAAACUAUGCAUUAAUUCUCUCUUAGUCUUCUCUAUCUCAGCUGGUGAUGAGAUUAUUAUAUAUGUAUGAGUACUGUAUUUGUGGCAAUAUUACAAAAUUGGCACAUGAACAAAAAAGAGAAAAGAAAAGAAGACGCUACUUUAUUUAUCGCUAUAUAUUAAUAAUAUAUAUAUAUGAGAUUAUUUGUAUU
This is a messenger RNA of Humulus lupulus (European hop), 1874 nucleotides long. Its product is annotated as NAC domain-containing protein 37-like. The transcript is spliced from 4 exons. Gene Ontology annotation, biological process: regulation of DNA-templated transcription. NCBI's taxonomy places the organism in Eukaryota, Viridiplantae, Streptophyta, Magnoliopsida, Rosales, Cannabaceae. Gene Ontology annotation, molecular function: DNA binding. The coding region runs from base 280 to 1437 and encodes 385 amino acids. The record is from RefSeq and is a predicted model, not a curated record.